AUGUCGUUUACAAGCAAGCCCAUAGAAUGCAAACUUGAAAAUAGUAUAGAAGACAUGUGGACCGGUCGUAGUGUAAUGCCUCGAGCGAAUUCACCAUUUCAUCUUCAAAGAAGAACAAACUCAUCCUUACCGUUUUUUGCACCCUUAGCAGCAGCAGUCAUGCAUUGCAUGAUAACUUGCCAGUUUUCUUAUUUAGCACUUUCGUUAGCAUAG
Thelazia callipaeda (thelaziosis nematode) is the source of this 213-nucleotide messenger RNA. Lineage: Eukaryota; Metazoa; Nematoda; Chromadorea; Rhabditida; Thelaziidae. The record is from the annotation of a GenBank genome assembly.